GGCGGCCUGCUGCGUCGUGACGUCAGACGCCGGAACGCGCGGCGCGGUGACGUAAGACGCUCGCAACCCUCUACCUGCUGGCUCCUGUCUCCUGGAGAGAAGGAUCCGUUGUUGGUCGUCAUGGUCCCUCCGGUACAGGUCUCGCCCGUCAUCAAGAUGGCUAGGUAUUCAGCAUUGCUGGUUGGCAUCUUCUAUGGGAAGAAGCGAUAUGAUUAUCUAAAGCCUAUUGCUGAAGAGGAGAGGAGAAUUGAGACUGAAGAGAAAAAGAAACGAGAGGAACUUGAACGCAUUGCAAAACAGUUGGCAGAAGCUAAUGAAGACACUAUUCUGAAAUGAUGACCACUUUAAAAAGUACAGAUGAAGAAUCCACGUGCUGCCCUUACAGUUUGCUAGUACGGACUUAUCGGAUGUAUCUAUUCAACACACAAUUUGGGGUGUUUUUUCAAUGUGAGAGAAUAAAUAUUAUUUGAACAACAUAACAAAUUGUCUUUUGUUAAUUUCAAUUCUUUGGCAUCGACUGUGGAGAGGUUGAUUUUAGUUCAAUGAACUGUCAACAAGUUAUCUAUUGAUGUAUACUUUCAAAUUUCAGGGCUGAGUCACUGACUGCAGAUAUGUUUGUCAUCAUUAAAGGCUUAAAGUUUGUUUUAUAACAGUUUAGCUGUGAACUACAGACACUCUUCUGAAUACCAACCAGUGUGUUCUGUUAACAAAGCCAAAAUAAAAUAUUUUCAGUAAUUUA
Molecule: messenger RNA, 739 nt
Organism: Rhincodon typus (whale shark)
Lineage: Eukaryota; Metazoa; Chordata; Chondrichthyes; Orectolobiformes; Rhincodontidae
Gene: atp5meb
Product: ATP synthase membrane subunit eb
Exons: 4
Coding region: 121-336 (71 amino acids)
Biological process (GO): proton motive force-driven ATP synthesis
Molecular function (GO): proton transmembrane transporter activity
Source: RefSeq, a predicted model, not a curated record